AUGUCAUCAGAUUCCUUGUCUUUCCUUACCUGGGGUGCACUUUCGGUCCUCGCCUGGACAAUCUACGGAGCCAUUUGGCGGCUGUAUCUGAGCCCCUUGGCCGCAUUUCCCGGGCCGAAGAUUGUCGCGUUGACCUCGUGGGUGGAGUUUUACCAUGACGUGGUCAAGAAGGGCACAUACAUGUGGGAGAUUGAGAAGAUGCAUCAGAAAUACGGACCGAUUGUUCGUGUGAGCCCGUACGAAUUGCACUGCAUUGAUCCAGACUUCUACAAUGUCAUCUACGCCUCGCUGCCUCAAAAGAGAGACAAGUACGAAAAGUUCACCAAGUCGCCGGACUGCAACAACGCCACCGGUUUUACCGUGGAACAUGCUCACCAUCGUAUGAGACGUGACGCCUUGGCCCCAUUUUUUAGCAAGCGAAACACACUGGGCCUUGAAGAUAGUAUCAAGGCCUGUGUGGAUCAGCUCUGCGCUAACAUCGCCCGCGCUCAUGCCGCCCAGGAGCCAUUCAAUCUUACUUUGGGGUCGAUUGCUACCACCAUGGAUGUCCUCACUAGCUAUAGCUUUGGUCAGCCUUUUGGACUUUUGGCUGACGAGGCUCUUGCUACCCAAUGGCGUGAUACCGUUUUUCACAUUAUGCGGGCCCUUCCUAUCGUCCGUGCCUUCCCGCUGCUAGUGCGACUGGUUGACCUCUUACCCCCGAUCAUCUCCAAGUGGAUCACCCCUGACCUGUCAAUCUUGAUGGGAUGGAAACAGCGUAUCCGCAAGCAAACCGAAGACGUUCUCGCCUAUCGUGGUAUCUACUCUGACCCGGACCGCAAGGCCACCACUGUCAUUGAAGCCCUUCGCGACAGCGACAAGCUGCCUCCGAAAGAAAAAACCCUACAGCGGCUAUCUGAAGAGGGCGCAAUUCUUCUUAUCGCGGGUAGCGAGACCCCGGCCAAGGUCAAUGCGGUCUUGUGGUAUCAUCUUCUGGCAAAUCCUACCAGGCUCCAGCGUUUGCGAACUGAAUUAGCCAGUAUCUAUCCGGACCCCAAACACCCGUUACCGUCUGUGACAGAGCUUGAAAAGCUGCCUUAUCUGAAUGCCUGUAUUCUAGAGGGGCUGCGCCUGCAGAGUGGAGUCUCGGGUCGUUCACAUAGGCUGGCCCCCACAAGUCUCAGCUAUGGUAACUGGACGAUCCCUGCCCGCACACCUCUAAGUUCAAUCUCCGUUUUCCAGCACUACAAUCCUGUGCGCUUCCCUGACCCACAGGCCUUUUUUCCUGAGCGAUGGCUCUUAGAGGACGGAUCGGGGAUCCGCAUGGAUCUGAAGCGCAGCCUCGUGGCUUUUGGGGCGGGAACACGUUACUGCCUUGGAACAUCUCUUGCGUAUGCGGAGUUGUACUUGAUGGCGGCGGCUUUGGCGACGAGGGUUGAUAUGGAGUUGUUUGAGACAACAGUCGAUGAUGUGAAGAUUAUGCUCGAUUGGACGAUUCCCCAGCCGAAACCUGACACUCAGGGUGUCAGGGUCAAGGUACGGGCGGUGCACAUGCAGUAACUGAAUGUUUAGGGCAGAGGCUUAGCAAGAGACUGUUGCCGAAAACGGGUAAUGGCCGUAUUGAUGUAUGGUAAGACACGAGGUGCGGACAACAGCCGAGAAUAAUGAUACCGUACAAUACAAUGCACG
This is a messenger RNA of Aspergillus piperis CBS 112811, 1668 nucleotides long. Its product is annotated as cytochrome P450. The record is from RefSeq and is a predicted model, not a curated record. The transcript has 2 exons. The coding region runs from base 1 to 1539 and encodes 512 amino acids. Gene Ontology annotation, molecular function: heme binding; monooxygenase activity; iron ion binding. NCBI's taxonomy places the organism in Eukaryota, Fungi, Ascomycota, Eurotiomycetes, Eurotiales, Aspergillaceae.